GUGCGUGCAAAUGUGUUUGACUGUUCAUGCUUUGCUGCUUCAAAGUGCAAGUGUGCGGUACAGGUGAGCGUGGGCUACAGGCAGUAGACAUCGACCAUGAGCCAUUCCACCUGUCAGCGUCUUCUCUCCCCGGCCCUCUUCUUCUUCCUUCUGCUGUGGGCGGCCAUUUUGUGUCGGCCGUGUGAGGGAGGCAGAGUGCUGGUGGUGCCCAUGGAAGGAAGCCACUGGGUCAACAUGAACCUGCUCAUCCGGGCACUGCACUCAAGAGGUCACUCGGUGACGGUGCUUCGCUCCAGCAGGAGUUGGUACGUGAAGGAGGCGUCCCCACACUACAGCUCUGUCACGGUGGCCGUGAGCGAGGGCCUGGACGAGGACUUUGCUCACCCCAUCAUCCAACGCCUCAUCCAGGCCCAGCGCACCAACAGCUCCCUACUCAACUUCAUGGGGCUCCAUGCUGAGGUCUUCAGGGCCAUGGAGAAGGCCCAUCAGAUCACCUGUGAAAUGGCCACCAACCUGUUCGAGGACAAGGACUUGGUGAAGAGACUAAACGACAGCCGGUUCGAUCUGAUCUUGACCGACCCUUGCAUCGGCACCGGGAUAAUCCUGGCCCAACACCUUCGUCUGCCGCUGGUGUACAACGUGAGGUGGGUGACGAGUGGUGAGGGCCACCUGGCCAUGGCUCCCUCGCCGCUCUCCUACGUGCCCAUGACGGGGAUGGGCUUCUCCCACCGCAUGACCUUCACGGAGCGCACCAAGAACAUGCUCUUCUACCUGCUCAACGACCUUCACCACCGCCUCAGGCUGUUGCCCCAGUACCAGGCCGUCUGCGAUCGCUACCUAGAGCCAAAGGUUGACUUCUACGAGCUGCUACAGGGUGCUGACCUCUGGCUGAUGAGGGUGGACUUUGUGUUUGAGUUUCCUCGUCCGACGAUGCCGAACGUGGUCUACAUGGGCGGCUUCCACUGCCAGCCCGCCGCGCCCCUUCCCGCCGCCCUCCAGCGCUUCGUCCAGAGCGCGGGGGACCACGGCGUCAUCGUCAUGUCCCUCGGAACCUUCGUCAAAGAGCUCCCGGCGGACAUGACGGACGCCAUCGCCGCCGCUUUCGCCCAGCUGCCGCAGAAGGUCGUGUGGAAGCACGCGGCGGGCCGCAAGCAGCCGCCCUCGUCGCUAGGCAACAACACCCUUCUGGUCGACUGGAUGCCGCAGAACGACCUUCUGGGCCACCCGAAGGUCGUGCUUUUCGUGACGCACGGCGGGACCAAUGGGAUCCAAGAGGCCAUUUACCAUGGAGUUCCGGUGGUAGGACUCCCUCUCUACUCCGACCAGUACGAUAACCUGGUGCGGAUUCGGGAGCGCGGCGCGGGAAUCAUCCUGCCCAUCAACCUGGUGGAUAGCAGCAGCUUCCUCCACGCUUUGCGUGAGGUGCUGGACAAGCCACGUUACCGCGACAACAUGAGGAGGCUAUCCAGGCUACAUCGAGACCAGCCCACCAAGCCCCUGGACAGCGCCCUCUUCUGGAUCGAACACGUCAUGAGACACAAGGGGGCCGCCCACUUGCGGACAGAGUCCUACAGGUUACCAUGGUACUCGUACCGCUCGGUUGACAUGGUGAUGGCUCUGCUGAGUGCUGUGUUCGCGAUGGUGUUGGUUGCUAUAGCGUUGGUGGUUGCUGUGGUUGCUAUGGUGAGACGCUUGCGUCUGACACUCCGCUGCAGAGGUGUAAAGUCGAAAAGCGACUGACGGUCAAACUUUCCAUGGACUCACCCUAACAGUUGAUGUUAGACGGUUAAAAUGUGUCUAAUAAACAAAGAUAAACAAGGACAACUAUAGCAAACAUUAAAAUGAUUGUCGUCGAUCUUGAAAAUUGGUGUGACCCUUUCCUUUGUGUAGUGGUUUGACAGAGAUAUCAGACAUUAACACUGUGUAGACUAAGAAAAAAAGUGUGAAUUAAGGUUACACUUUCAUUGACCUGUCCUGUCUGCAUAACAAAGACAUGGGCAAGGCGUCAAACAUACCAAAGCCGAACGGAACGGACGCGAGACGAAUGUGGUCUUUCUCCUUAGUUUCGGCCGAUGUGUUCUACUCUGCCUUUCACACUGACAGCGUCAACGUGUUCAUUACCAUAGUACUACUCUACUAUGACAUUACACACGGCCUUUAGUAAUGCACUACGACUUGGUCAUUUAAAGGUUCAUUUCCAUACUACUACUCUACUAUGACAUAACACACAGCCUUUAGUAAUGUACUACGACUUGGUCAUUCUGGUAACAGCAAA
Molecule: messenger RNA, 2275 nt
Organism: Engraulis encrasicolus (European anchovy)
Lineage: Eukaryota; Metazoa; Chordata; Actinopteri; Clupeiformes; Engraulidae
Product: UDP-glucuronosyltransferase 2C1-like
Exons: 7
Coding region: 97-1740 (547 amino acids)
Molecular function (GO): UDP-glycosyltransferase activity
Source: RefSeq, a predicted model, not a curated record